AUGCCAGAAGUAGAGAACGAUAGCUGUUGUUCCAUGAGUACAAUGGAAGAGGUAACACCAUGCCCGGUUCCACCAAUCAAAAAGCGCAGCCAGCGGAUGGUCAUCAAGCGAUGGCUCAACAUGGAGACAGCAUGCGAGGGCGAACCACGAACAAUUCCCCUGGGGUGUGCGCCGCAUGUUUGGACUGCGGCAGGCUAUCCUCGGAAUGCGGUCAAUAACCGCCGGUACUCCAUUAUCACCUUCUUGCCACUCUCUCUGUUCCACCAGUUUAGGCCGUUCUUCAACAGCUUCUAUUUGUUCCUAACCCUUACACAGUUUGUGGAUGCGUUGAAGGUUGGUUUCCUUUUCACGUACAUCUCUCCACUCGCAUUGGUGGUGAUUCUCUCGCUCAUUAAGGAUGCAGUGGACGACAUCCAGCGUUAUCAAAGAGACAAAACAAUCAACGAGGAGAAAGUGGAAAAGCUGCUGCUCAAUGGUGAAGUUAGCGUCAUAACUGCGGCCGAGAUCCAGGUGGGAGAUAUACUUAUUCUGCACCAUGGACAGCGCAUCCCCGCUGAUUGUGUGUUGCUUCGAACAUCCGAGGCAUGCGGGACGUGUUUCAUUCGAACCGACCAGAUGGAUGGUGAGACCGACUGGAAGUUACGUUACGCGCUGAAGGGGACUCAGACACUCAAUAAUGUUUCUCUCAGCCAGUUGCGGGCGAACAUACGAUGCGAACCCCUGCACAAGGAUAUCUACAAGUUUGUUGGCGCGUUUGACAUCCCCGGGAAAGAGUCAGAGGCUAUCUCAUUGCAAAAUACACUUUGGGCCCACUGCGUGGUGGCCUCAGGCACACUUGCCGUCGCUGUGCUGCAUACAGGGGUCGAUACACGCAGCGCAAUGAACCGUUCCAAGCACUCCACAAAGGUUGGACUCAUUGAGCAUGAACUAAAUUACCUCGGUGUGUUGUGUCUUUCUGUGUUGGUACUGAUAUCGUUUCUGCUUGUGGUGCAACAGCACUUCGAGGGAAGUUGGCUGACUAUGUUCUUCCGGUUCCUCAUUCUUCUGUCGAGCAUAAUACCCAUUUCUAUGCGGGUGAACGUGGAUGUGGGACGUAUUUGGUAUGCGUAUGUUAUUGGGAAAGAUGACAAAAUACCCGGCACAGUUGCGCGUAACACAAACAUACCGGAGGAACUUGGGAGGCUGCAGUAUCUUUUCGCUGAUAAGACUGGGACACUGACGAAGAACAUCAUGAACUUUCGCUUUAUCCAGGUGGGCAGUGAUACGGUGCUGAAUUACCACGAAGUAGAUCGCUUCCAGAGCAGCAUAGCCGCGUACUUUGGGGAGAAUUAUGUUCCCAGAGGGACCAAUACAGUGGACAGCGGUAAAAUAAACAGUCACUCGACGCAGCGAAACUUCACACGGGACGUGACCUCGGUUGGUGAGGCCAUUGUCUCUCUUGUCCUGUGCCACAACGUAACGCCGGUGGUGGAAGAUGGUUGCCUUCAGUAUCAGGCAUCUUCGCCGGAUGAAGUCGCCUUUGUCAACUUCUGCAGGUCGCUGGGCGUCACCCUCACCCACCGGGACGUCACCUGCAUGCAGUUUACCACACCGGGUGGGAGGUUGGUACAUUAUGACAUAAUCAAAACGUUCCCAUUUACCUCUGAGCGCAAGUGCAUGGGAAUCAUUCUGCGUGAAAAGGUUGACAGCGAGAGCGUUUCAUGCGGAGCAAAUUCUGACGGUGUGUACAAAUAUUUCAUGAAGGGCGCGGACUUUAAGAUGACCUCUGUGGUUAGAUCUUCCAGUUGGCUAGAGGAGAGUUGCCAAGAGUUUGCACAGGUUGGCCUUCGAACGCUCGUCUUUGCCCAACGGCAGCUGACAAAGGAACAAGUGGACACUUUCCUCGCGCGGUACGAUGAGGCAAAUGCGGACUUGAGCGAGGCACGGGACAGUUUACUGGACGCGGCCAUGGCUCUUAUUGAACGCGAUAUGAAACUGAUUGGUGUGACAGGCGUGGAAGAUGAACUACAGGACGAUGUUACUACAUCGCUCGAGACACUGGGAAUGGGUGGCAUCAAAGUGUGGGUUCUGACGGGAGACAAGGUGGAAACGGCGAUUACAAUUGGCCGAGCCACUCGUCUGAUUCCACGGCACGGCAAGAUCGAGGUGAUGUCAUGCCGCACUGAGGAGGAAACUCAGAGAUAUUUGGAUUCCCUCUAUCUUCAAUACUAUAAUUCGAUGAACGAUGCACCUCUCGACGUACCUUGGACGCUUGUGUUGGAUGGCGGUCGCCUCUCCAUGUGUCUCACCAAAGCCACAUCAAAAACCUUUGUGCGGGUGGCACGAUUAGCCUACUCUGUCAUCGUAUCCCGCUGCUCUCCUACGCAAAAAGCAGAGGUUGUACGGACUAUGAAAAAGUUUACAUCGAGGAACAUACGCACAGCGGCCAUUGGUGAUGGUGGAAACGACGUAGGGAUGAUACUUGCUGCGGAUGUGGGCAUUGGUGUUGAAGGCGUUGAAGGAAAGCAGGCCAGUAUGGCGGCGGACUUCUCCAUUGCAAAGUUUUCACACUGCGUGCGACUCAUUAUGUGGCAUGGUCGAAGCUCUUACCGACGCACGUGCAAUAUGAGCCAGUUCGUGAUACACAGAGGUAUGGCCUAUUCAGUUGUGCAGGCCUUUUAUUCGCUACUUUUCGCUGGCACCUCCAUGUCCGUCUUCAAUGGGUAUCUUCUUAUGGGAUAUUCCACCAUUUUUACGAUGGCUCCUGUGUUUGCCUUGGUCCUCGAUGAGGAUGUGAAGGAAGGUGAUGUUCGUGAAUUUCCACAAUUGUACAAAGAACUAUUGAAGUCCCGGUCAAUGAAUACGCGCUCGUACCUGCAGUGGUUGUGGAUCUCUGUGUUCCAGGGCGGCACGAUGAUAUAUCUUGCUCUUGCUCUAUUUGGUAAGGAAAUGUUUCAGAUCACAACUGUGGCGUACACAACACUGCUUCUGACCGAACUCGUCAUUGUAGCGGGCACUCUGCAUCUCAGAAUCCUGUGGACACAGCGCCGAAAGCACCUUUACUACUUUGUGGCAGCCGAAUGCUUCUCGAUUGUCACUUUUCUAUUGGCAGUUUUGCUUCUUCCAGACAUGAUUGAUCAAGAUUAUUUAUUUUCGUGGAGCUGUGCGUGGCAAGUGUUUGUGAUUUCUCUUGCGAUUGUGAUUCCAAUCUACCUUAUACGCCUAUUGGACACUUACAUUUUGUCCAACGCGCGGAUGAAGUGA
Molecule: messenger RNA, 3243 nt
Organism: Trypanosoma brucei brucei TREU927
Lineage: Eukaryota; Euglenozoa; Kinetoplastea; Trypanosomatida; Trypanosomatidae
Product: phospholipid-translocating ATPase, putative
Exons: 1
Coding region: 1-3243 (1080 amino acids)
Biological process (GO): retrograde vesicle-mediated transport, Golgi to endoplasmic reticulum; endocytosis; phospholipid translocation
Cellular component (GO): endosome; trans-Golgi network; plasma membrane
Molecular function (GO): magnesium ion binding; ATP binding; ATPase-coupled intramembrane lipid carrier activity
Source: RefSeq, a predicted model, not a curated record